AGUGUCUUUAUGGUGUGUGUGUUUGUGUGUGAGAGAGUGUGUGUGAGUGUCUUUAUGGUGUGUGUGUGUUUGUGUGUGAGAGAGAGUGUGUGUGUUUGUGAGAGAGAGUGUGUGUGUUUGUGUGUGAGUGUAUGUGAAUGUCUUUAUGGUGUGUGUGUUUGUGUGUGAGAGAGUGUGUGUGUAUGUCAGUGUCUUUAUGGUGUGUGUGUUUGUGUGUGUGCGUGUGUCUUUAAGGCGCAUGUGUGUGUGAGUUGUGAGACUCGCAGCAGCAGUAGAUCUCUGAAGAACACAGGACACAAGAGCUUCAUUCUCACACGGUCGGGCGGGUUCGGGUCUGUUCGGGUCGGAAUGCAGUCUUCAUCAUCAUCAUCAUCAGUGUUUCUCUUUCUUCUGUCGGGACUUUCUCUUUCUUUGGCUUGUAAUAAAGCUCUGUGUGCCAGUGACGUCAGCAAGUGUCUCAUUCAGGAGUUGUGUCAGUGCCGGCCAUCGGAUGGAAACUGCUCGUGUUGUAAGGAGUGUAUGAUGUGUCUGGGGACUCUGUGGGAAGAAUGUUGUGAUUGUGUUGGCAUGUGCAACCCCAAGAACUACAGCGACACGCCGGCAAUCGCCAAGAGCACGGUGGAGGAACUGUACCGGCCCAUCCCGUCUCUCUUCAGAGCGCUCACCGAGGGCGAAGCGCCCAUCAACAUGAUGGUGGUGUCGUUUCCCGUGGCCGACGAACUCUCCUAUCAUGAGAACCUGGUGUCUUUCCUGGAGACCACGGAGGACGCGCAUCAGAACAUCUCAUUGCCUGGGAACAGCAUCCACGGCAGCUAUGACAAUGCAGAUAAGAUGUGCACAGUUGUGUACUUUGAUGACUGUGUGUCUAUUCGUCAGUGUAAGCAGUACUGCGAGUCGAUGGGCGGAUCGAAGUAUCGCUGGUUUCACAACGCGUGCUGUGAAUGCAUCGGACCCGAGUGCGUCGAUUACGGCAGUAAAGCCGUCAAGUGCAUGAACUGUCUGUACUGACGGCACAUAUGCCGAGAGAGGACUUUUAUACGUUACUUUAAUCAUGUAAAUUACUUUCUUUUUAUUUCUUUGUUUGUUGCAUUUUAUAGAUUUCAGAGGCAAAUGGAUUUUUAUUUGUUUAAUUCUUGCAGACCCGCACACAGCCAGUCUCUCAGAUUGUACAUGCGAUGCCAAUUAGAUGAUUUUCAUAUAGAGCAGAGAACAGAAAUAGGUACGUGUGCUUUUGCAGCAUAUUAUAUUCAUAUACAGACACAUUAUGAACCUUUUAUUAGGUCUUUAUUAAGAGUGAGUUGUACAUAUAUAAUGGAAACACUUUACAUAAAUGUUCCAUUUGAUAACAUCAGUAAAUGCAUUAGAGAUCGUGAACUAACAAUGAACAAUAUUCUACAGCAUUUAGUAAUUUUGGUUGUUAAUUUAUGAAAAUAUUAAUUGAUAGUUCAUAAUGUAUUAAAAAUGUUAACAUAAACCCCUUUUAAUUUUAACAAUUAAUGAGUUUAAAGGUAUAGUUCACCCAAAAAUGUUAAUUCUCUCAUCAUUUACUCACCCUCAUGUCAUCCCAGAUGUGUUUGACUUUCUUUCUUCUGCUG
Molecule: messenger RNA, 1595 nt
Organism: Myxocyprinus asiaticus (Chinese sucker)
Lineage: Eukaryota; Metazoa; Chordata; Actinopteri; Cypriniformes; Catostomidae
Product: twisted gastrulation protein homolog 1-A-like
Exons: 5
Coding region: 349-1008 (219 amino acids)
Biological process (GO): regulation of BMP signaling pathway
Source: RefSeq, a predicted model, not a curated record